AUGUUCCGCGGCAUGGUGACCGGCAAGCGUACCGCGCUCUACAACGCCAAUCUGCCCUUGACGAAUGGGAACCUUGUCGAAGCCAUGCGCACGGCCGAGUUCGAAAGCUUCCACUGUGUCCCUGCCAAGCUGGUGCUUUUUGGUGGCAGCAGCUGCCCGGAUGACCUGGGGGACAUGCUGGCCCAGGAAGGUGUCAAUAUCGUGUCUCACUACGGCGCAACCGAGAUGGGUCAGCUCAUGACAUCCCAGCGAGAUUCUACGCAAGAUAAGGCUUGGAACUAUGUCCGGCCGCUUGCCAACACAAGGCCGUUCCUCCAAUUCGACCUUAUCGGUGAAGGCAUCUAUGAGCUUAUUGUUCUCGAUGGCCUCCCCUCCAAGGUCAUGUCCAACUGCGAUGAUCCACCAUCUUCGUUCCGAACUCGCGACACGUUCAUGCCUCAUCCUUCAAUCCCCGACGCGUGGAAGUACCUUGGGCGUUUGGAUGAUCGCGUCACGCUUAUGAAUGGCGAGAAAGUCCUCCCUGUCCCGUUCGAACACCGUGUGCGCCAGAAUGAGUUGGUUCAAGACUGCCUGGUGUUUGGUGUUGGUCGAGCCUUUCCUGGUCUCCUCAUCAUUCCAAGCGAGCACGCCGCUGGCUUUGACUCGGCCGACCUGUCGGACAAGCUGUGGCCCGAUAUUCAGAACGCCAACGAGCGCACUGAACUGUUCGGUCGCGUAUCUCGCGAGAUGGUAAAAAUCCUGCCGUAUGGCACCGAGUACCCACGCACCGACAAGGGCACAGUCAUCCGCGCCGCGAGCUAUAACCACUUCGCGACUACCAUCGACAAUGUAUACAAGGGAUUCGAAUCACCAGGCAAGGCAGACCGCUUGGCGCUCGAGAUCCCUGCACUGGAGGAGUACCUGGCCAAGCUCCUCUCAGAGUGCGUCGGCGUCCAGGGUCUAUCUGCAAACACGGACUUCUUCGCAGCUGGUAUGGAUUCGCUGCAGGCUAUCACCGCUCGGGCGCACAUAAUGCGCGAGCUUGACCUGGCUGGCAACGUUCUCGGUCAGAAUGUUGCCUUCGAACAUCCAAGCAUCACUCAGCUGGCUGCGUACCUGGAUUCACUCCGGAAAGGUUCACCGCUCGAGUCGGUAACCGAGGAGGAUAUCAUGCGCGAGCUCGUUGCUAAGUACUCGACUUUCGCGCAAUUCAAACCCGGCACCCAAGUGCCAGACGGCGAGGUUGUUGUAAGUGCCACUGGCUCUCUUGGGGCUCAUGUCCUGUCCCAGCUGUUAUCCAUGCCGCACAUACGACAUGUCUACUGCCUCGUCCGUGCUCCAUCGCCUGAGGCGGCACAGGAGCGCGUUCUCCAGUCACUGGCCGACCGUGGCCUCUCUCCUCACCACAGUUCCGCCCACGGUCGCAUCAUCUCGUCUCUGGUUAAGUCUGGCCUCUCUUCCAGCCAUGCGUCUGCAAAGUUCACAGCCCUUCCUUCAGACCUAAGCCGUGCCGAUCUUGGUCUCGGUUCUACAGUCUUUGCAGCACUGACCUCGCUGGUCACGUCAGUCAUUCACUCCGCAUGGGCGGUCAACUUCACUCUUUCCGUUCGCAGUUUUGAAGCCCAGCACAUCGCUGGUCUCCGCCACCUCCUCGAUCUCUGCUUGUCGGUCCCGUUCGCCCGGCCUGCCCGCCUGGCAUUCAUUUCUUCCAUAUCCGCUGCCGCUGGCACCCCCUCCCCUGCUCGCAUCGCCGAGACGCUGGUGAAGGAUCCCGCGCAUGCUCAGAAUAUGGGCUAUGCACGGAGCAAAUGGGUCGCUGAACACAUAGUCAAGGCUGCGGCAGUGAGUACCGGCAUGGAGGCGCGCGUUCUGCGUUCCGGUCAGAUUGUGGGCGACUCAGUCCAGGGCAAUUGGAACGCAACUGAAGCUAUCCCACUGAUGUUCCGGGCUGCUGUUACCAUCGGCGCUCUUCCAGCGCUUGACGAGACACCUUCCUGGUUGCCGAUCGAUCUCUCUGCACGGGCAGUGCUAGAGCUCGCUGGAAUGGCAGAACCGGGGUCCAAAAUUGAUGGAUACUUUGAACGCAGAGACGGACCUGACGUCGUUUACCACGUGCAGAACCCGACAACGAGACGCUGGACCGAGGAUGUGCUACCUGCGCUGUCUUCUGCGGGUCUUGUCUUCGAGAUCGUCGGCCAGCGAGAGUGGGUGCAGAGGCUACGGGACGGUGACCAGGAUCCUAAGACCAAUCCGACAGUCAAGCUCCUGGAUUUCUUUGCCGAAAAGUAUGAUAAUGACAACCCGGGGCGGAGGGGUCUUGUCUUCGAUACAUAUCUGACUGAGCAGAGAAGCAAAGUGAUCAGUGAAGGGUCCCUGUUUGAGGGCUAA
Messenger RNA from Emericellopsis cladophorae, 2367 nucleotides. RefSeq lists its product as uncharacterized. The record is from RefSeq and is a predicted model, not a curated record. The transcript has 5 exons. Gene Ontology annotation, molecular function: phosphopantetheine binding. NCBI's taxonomy places the organism in Eukaryota, Fungi, Ascomycota, Sordariomycetes, Hypocreales, Bionectriaceae. Bases 1 to 2367 code for a protein of 788 amino acids.